Molecule: messenger RNA, 1139 nt
Organism: Dentiscutata heterogama
Lineage: Eukaryota; Fungi; Glomeromycota; Glomeromycetes; Diversisporales; Gigasporaceae
Source: the annotation of a GenBank genome assembly
AUGUCUACUCGUCCAAACGGUCAUCGGCUGAGACAUCCCAAUAUCAUGGUGUUUUGUUUAGUUCUGGGUGAAGUUCCUGCCAAAGAGAAACUUUUUGUGGUUGAUAUUACCGAAAAUAUUUCAACCAUUUCGCGUCUUAAGUCUGCCAUCAAGAAUGAGAAGGAGCCUGAUUUGGAUCAUUUCGCCUCCAACACGUUAACAUUGUGGAAAGUUAAUAUUCCCAUAAACAAUGAAGAUAGACUAAAAAUACUUGACGAUGUGUCUUAUGGAAUUCCAGAGGACUUCUAUGAACAACAACCACAGAUUAUUAAUAUCAUCAUACAAGUGCCCACAACUGAUGGUCUUGGUGGUACAAUGCUACCUUAUUCCGCGGAUCAUGAAACUUUUGAGGGUAUAUCUUUUAACGAUCCUGACAUUAGCUAUAGAUCCAAAGUCGUGUUUUCGUUGGUCGAAGAUCUUAUAAAAAAGGUCAUACUUGUGCGAACGCCUCCCUACUCUGGAAAAACGUCAUUAGCCCAACUUAUGGAAUAUUAUUUGACGUUUGGAGAGAUGUGGAAGAGAAUUACCGAUGUAAGUUGGAUUGAAUGGAUAGGACAGUGCCAACAAGUUCCAACAAUUUUAAUAUUGGACGAAGUUCAAUUGAUAUACAAACAAGGGUGUGGAAUUGAUGAAAGUAAGAAAUCGAGUGCUGAUCUAUUUUGGAAAACUGUCAAGGGUUGUCUUCAAGAGAUGACAAACAUUUAUAUUAUUAUGUUCGGAGCGUAUGGAUAUCAUAGUGCCAACUCCGCAGGGCUUUCGACUCCUGUUGAGAUACCACCAUCAAAAUACACUUAUGACGUUUCAAAAUUUAUUGAAUAUAUUCAAAUACCGACAGAGGGGCAUGUUGAUUUGGUUUUUCAUAUAUUGCGAUAUACAAAAGAGGCUAUGGAGCGACGGAUUCGUGAAAACACGUUAACAUGGAAGCUUGAAAAUAUGCGAAAAUAUUUACUUAAAUGGGAUACUCUUUUCGAUCCAUUCGAUGCGAGUGAUCAGCAUUUAGUCAAAUCUGGAAUUCUUGUGGUUGACGAUGGAGCUCUACGUUUUUCGGCGCCUCUAAUUAUGAGAUCAUUUUUUCCAGCAAUAUUAUGGGAGUCACAAUA